UAAGGCGACGACGACGAGCCUCCGAGUCCCACAAGCAUCCCGCGCUUUCAGCAUGAAGGGUCUCGGAGUCAUUCUGUGCUGCGUCCUGGCGGUGGUUUCAGCCCACGGAGGCUUCCCCGGCGCCACAGCCCCUCCCGCCACAUGCAGGCGCUGGUGCCGAACUCCAGAGCAACAAGCCUACUGCUGCGAGACCGUCUUUGAACCCGAGGCCCCCGUGGGCACCAAGCCCCUCGACUGCCCACAAGUCCGUCCCACCUGCCCACCCACACGCUUCGGUGGAGCACCUGUAACCUGCUCCAGCGACUUCAAGUGCGGCGGCCUGGACAAGUGCUGCUUCGACAGGUGUCUGGGAGAACACGUGUGCAAGCCCCCUUCCUUCUACAGCCAAUUCCGUUGAAAAGGAAAACUUAACAUAAUUAUUGAAACUAGCACUAAUAAAAUAUUUUUUUGUUUCUUUUUAAAGCAUGAUUUCAUUUAA
Penaeus vannamei (Pacific white shrimp) is the source of this 478-nucleotide messenger RNA. RefSeq lists its product as uncharacterized. Lineage: Eukaryota; Metazoa; Arthropoda; Malacostraca; Decapoda; Penaeidae. Gene Ontology annotation, cellular component: extracellular region. The record is from RefSeq and is a predicted model, not a curated record. Gene Ontology annotation, molecular function: peptidase inhibitor activity.